AUGAACAGAUCAACAGAUAAAGAGACAGACACACGGUUGAUUAGAUCAGCAGAUAAAGAGAUAGACAGACGGUUGAAUAGAUCAGCAGAUAAAGAGACAGACAGACGGUUGAAUAGAUCAGCAGAUAAAGAUACAGACAGACGGUUGAAUAGAUCAGCAGAUAAAGAUACAGACAGACGAUUGAAUAGAUCAACAGAUAAAGAUACAGACAGACGGUUGAUUAGAUCAGCAGAUAAAGAGAUAGACAGACGGUUGAAUAGAUCAGCAGAUAAAGAGAUAGACAGACGGUUGAAUAGAUCAGCAGAUAAAGAUAAACAGACAGACGAAAUCGACUUUCAUGUUUAUCAAGAGGAACACUGUCCAAGGAUUAGAGAGAAGCUUGCCACUGAGGGACGCCGCUGUCUCCGUAAAUGCAGACCCCACGCUGAUUGCAAAAAUCCCAGAAAACAGUGCUUGUGUGAUGACGUUUGCGGAUGGAGCUGUGUCCGGCCCGACCUGACCUGCGACCUGCUAGGAGAUAUUGAGAAUGGGAAAAUUCAGCGCCCUCAUGUGGAAGGUUUUGGAGUUAAAGUGAUCUACAGUUGUAAUGAAGGUUUUGUGAUGUCAGGCCCGAGGGAACGAAGGUGUCAGGGUGAUGGCUCGUGGAGUGACAGAGCCCCAGUGUGUAUAAAAAAAGAAAAUGAAGAAGAUGAAAAUAACAAACAAGGAUGUACGUUCAAGAAUACUGAACCCCACCUGGUGGCAUUCCAAGGAGACAAGGAACUUACAGACGAAAUUUCAGAAAUUUCUCCUGGAAGUGAACUAAUUUUCCGAUGUAGUGACGUCGGCAAAUUUAGACUCAUAGGUAGCGUACGCCGGAAGUGUCUCCAUGGAGACUGGACCGGGAUGACACCGUCGUGCCAUGGAUUAUCACAGAAAAAUGACUACGCACUGGAAAAGCCUCCAACAAUCCUGUUUCGCCAUCACGUAGGGCCGAUAGCCCAAAGUAACGAUGGCAAACUGGUGGUGUAUCCUGGUACCGUUCUUCAUCUGGAAUGUUUGUGGAUUCGGAAGUAUGGAACUCCAAAGUGGGAAGUCAGCCAUUCCUACAGGAAGUACCCAGAAGGUUGGACAAACGAGCCAGGUCGUGAUCCCCAACUAGAGUACCGACUGUCCAUUUAUAACGCUCAGAAGAAUGACUCUGGUCAAUUCACGUGCAUAACCCCUAUGGGUCAAAGGCACCACGUGGAUAUCGUCAUUAAAG
Messenger RNA from Limulus polyphemus (Atlantic horseshoe crab), 1243 nucleotides. RefSeq lists its product as uncharacterized. The transcript has 6 exons. The record is from RefSeq and is a predicted model, not a curated record. NCBI's taxonomy places the organism in Eukaryota, Metazoa, Arthropoda, Merostomata, Xiphosura, Limulidae. The annotation marks the transcript as partial.